Messenger RNA from Mercenaria mercenaria, 8557 nucleotides. RefSeq names its product short-chain collagen C4-like. The transcript has 4 exons. Gene Ontology annotation, molecular function: DNA binding. NCBI's taxonomy places the organism in Eukaryota, Metazoa, Mollusca, Bivalvia, Venerida, Veneridae. The record is from RefSeq and is a predicted model, not a curated record. The coding region runs from base 2397 to 3122 and encodes 241 amino acids.
UCCGAACUAGGGGGCGAAACAAGGGAACGACGGUACGUUUGUAGACUGAUUAGAAGACAUCAUUGUCUAAGGUUAGGUCAACACUAGAUACGAUUAACAGAAGGUAAACCUGGCCAAUGAAAAGGAGCAAUUAAAAUGCAUAGAACAAUUUCAUAUAUUUCAUUAUUCUUUAGUCUCUUUAAUGUCAUGUACACAUUACAUCGACCUUAUGACCCUUUAUAAACAGUUUGCUUUUAGUUUGUUGUGUGACUGCUUUAAAUAUGCGGAUGUAUCCACUUUGACUGUUACACUUUCGCAAAUACCAACAUCUUACAAUAUACAAAUUUCAGUUACAUGAUAGUAUGUAUGCUAAUACACGAAAAAUGAAUAUUUUACUGUGUAUAAUAUUAUUAUUCCGACACAUAUUACAUGUAUUUGCAUAUUCUGAGGAGCCGAAAUGUUACACAAGCUGUGACUAUCAGAUUCUGAAAACGGUUAUACAACUCGAGCAAAAGCUUAACAACAUGGAACUUAUUGUUCAGAAACAGCAAGAUGUUAUCAACAAAUUGUCAACAGUCGAGCAUGGAGCUGUUUACGUCAGAUGGGGCCGCAAUAUUUGCCCGGAUGGUUCGAGUCUUGUUUACAAUGGGUAUACUGCAGGGAAACAUUAUAACAAGAAAGGGAGUGGAGGCGAUACAAUAUGUCUGCCUAGUAAUCCAUCCUGGUCAAACUACACUGGAAAAAGUAGUCCAAAAGGACUUAUUUACGGUACGGAGAUUGAUUUGAAGGACCCCAGCGGGAUAUUUCCGUAUUCAGUUAAUGAACAAGAUAUGCCUUGCGUAGUCUGCAGGUCUCAAAGGUCUGCGAUUCUGAUGGUGCCAGCACAAAACAAUUGCUUCUCAGGAUGGCAUGUUGAGUACACAGGAUACCUAAUGGCAGGAAUGGAUGAUAGACUUGGGUCAUAUAACCAUAUCUGCAUGGACAGCCAGCCGGAAUUUAUACCAAAUGGAUCAGGCAAUAAUAAUCAACAUAUUUUAUAUCUUGUGCAAGCACAAUGUGGAUCAUUGCCGUGCCCGCCAUACGUUCAAGGACGAGAGCUUGCGUGUGUCGUCUGCUCGAAAUGAGUUUGCUAUGAUUUAGCUUGAUUGCGUUUAUAGUAUAAUAUGAUUUUUGAUUAACCAUUUCAACAGGAUUUUAGGUGACUCAGAUUUUGUUAAUAUUUCUUAGGAUUUCGGUACAGAGAAUCCAUUCAAUUUUUCUGUAUAAAACAGUUCCGUUAAAGAGGGUGCGAUGCGUUUUUCACGUUUCUUUUACUCUCAUUAACAGAUCCAGUCUAAGCGAGUGUGCUGUACUUUUGCCUGAUUACGUUCUAUGUUCCAGGAGAAUAUAUCAAUAGGUUUGAAGUGUUUUGAUAUACUGCAUGCUUUUUGUGUGAAAAGACUUCGUCCAUUCUAUGAUAUUUUAUACACAUCUUCUUGGGAUCUUAUUAAUAUUGUCGUGACGUCAAGACAUCUAUGUUGAAAAAAUGCCAAAUAAUUUCUAUGAAAUUUCCAGAUUUCUUUUACAUUUUAUUCGUGCGGAGCGUAGAUCUAUUUCUUUAUGUUCGUGUAGGUAUUUAUGUACAUCUGUAUCUUUAUUAAAAUUUAUUUUGCAAAGAAUUUCCGAUUAUUUAUAAUUCUUAUUCUUUCGCACUCAAGUGUAUUUCCGUACCAAUGAAAAAUAAAAAUGAUAUUUUCACUGUAUCUCACGGAAAACCAUUUACGCUCUAGUAGGCAUAGUGCUAUGUGCCUAUGUCAGUCUUACAAUUUGGAAUAGCUUAAGAUAGAUGAGAAGAACAGAAGAAAGUGAAAGCAUUAUUUAAAGUUCAUAUACAAAAAGUGAACAGUUACAAUGUUGUUUGAAGAUUUUACCAGUUGUAGCUCUGGUGACCAUAUCUUCAACGAAUAAGUAUUAGCAGGGCUUUACCAAAGAAGCAUUUACGUAAAAUAAUUUCAAAACCCAGACAGUAGUUUCUUAAAGUAGAUUUCUUAAGUUCCCACUAUAUAUUUAUACAGCAAAAAUGGCAUUUACGGUUGAGCAUUAGUGCCAGGUGUAUGUUAUUCAUUAGCGUGAAAUUUCGUGAUACUUGCUCUACAUUUCGUGUUACAAGAUCGAAAAAUUGAGCUACUUGUCUUUAAACGUCUUGUUACUUACUCAAACUAUCGAGUUAAUAAUACCAUAGUGCACGUAAAUGUAAAUGUGACAAGAAAGUAAAGACAUAAUGUAUCCUCCGACAACCUCAAUUCGUCCACUUCCUGUUUUCGUCCGGCCCCGGAAUGUUUUACAUAUUUUGCUAAUUUGCAUAAAGCGGAUGUGCGCACCUGCCGGAUGUUUACAGUGGAUACACAGCUGUCAACAUUACGUUUGUUGGGACAAAAAUGGAAAUAAGACAGCAAAAUAACCCUGUCAGAGGUCCAUACAGGCUGUAUGAUGCCAACAGACUGACUGAUGCAUAUAAUGCAGUACAAGAAGGCACCAUGACAAUCAGAAGAGCUUGUAAAGUCUUUGCAGUCCCCAAGUCUACUCUGUGUGACAGACUGCAUGGCAAAAUUGACAUUGAUGUUGUACAGUCAGGAACUCCUCCUCUUUUCAGUCAGGAACAGGAAGCUUUUCUUGCAAAUCAUGUAAAGGUCAUGGCUGAUGUGGGCUAUGGAUACAGCCGUCAGGAAACAAUAAAUCUGGCUAGUGACUAUGCUAUUCAUCUAGGACUCAGAGACAAGGAUCAUCCUUUAACAGACAAAUGGUUUUAUAAAUUUCUUCAGAGAUGGCCAGAUUUAAAAGUGGUAAAACCUAGGAGCCUAGAUGUAGCCAGGGCCAAGUCAGCAACAAGACUGGCUGUUGAUAACUAUUUCAGGGAGUUGGAAAAUAUUCUGGUCAAAUAUGGUUUAAAGGACAAGCCUCACCUGGUGUACAAUGUGGAUGAGAAAGGCCUAAGCACAGAACACAAGCCUCCUAAGAUAGUAUCUGGCAAUCAUCACAAGACACAAGCAGUAACAUCUGGCAAGUCAAACACAGUAACACUGAUUGGAGGAGUGAAUGCAAUUGGCCAUCAAGUUCCACCUUUUUUGUGUUUCCAGGUGCAAGGAUGCUGGAUUCUUUAUUAGCUGGUGCCAGUCCUGGUACUGAUGGAACUGUGUCACAGAGUGGCUGGUCCAACACAGAGAUUUUUUCACAGUAUAUGAAGACCCACCUGAGCAAGUACUUACCUGUGCGUGAUGAAAAUACACAUGUUCUUAUCAUGUAUGAUGGACAUAAAAGUCAUGUAUCCCUUAGUCUGAUACAGUGGGCUCUGGAUAACCGCAUUGUGUUGUUUGUCUUGCCAGCACACUGCAGCCACAUACUACAGCCACUGGAUGUGAGUUGCUUUGGGCCAUUUGAGCUAGCCUGGAAUUCCGCCUGUCAUAAUUACCUACGGGAAUCAGGGGGGUGUCUUGUUACACGUUAUGAUGUGUGUAAGUUAGCCUGCAGAGUUUACAGCAGCACCAUUACACCUAGUAACAUCAUGUCAGCCUUCAAGAAGUGUGGGGUAUUUCCUUUCAACCCUGAUGUUGUUGAUGACAUCCAAGUAGCCCCUUCCACCACUUUUGAUAGGAACACCUUUGAAGAAGUAGCACCAGUUUCAAGUACAGAGAGUCUGUUCAACAACCAGUGUCAUCUGUAUCGAAUCCAGAAAAAUUUCUCCUGCAGAAGGGUGGUAAAGUUCUUGAAAAUGUCCAGAAAGCUAAAAAACCUAGAAACACUAUCAGUAAAAUAAUUGGUGGAAAAGCUAUAACAGAGGAAAAUAUGUUUGAAAAAAUUAAGGAUCAUGUAGAAAAGUAUCCUACCACUAACAAAAAGGUCAGCUCCAAGAAGAUCACAGUGCCACCUACAAGUGAACCAGGUCCAUCAGGUGUGAAACGGCCAAAGCCAAUUCCCAAGGAAGACUUUGACUCUGACACUGAUGAGGAGGAUGUGCAAGAUAGUGACAAAUGCAUAAUUUGUAAACGCCAUUCACCUGAUAUAACAAAGAGGCCACAUCUUAUCAUUGUUUCAUGGGCACAAUGUGAUAAGUGUCAAGGUUGGGUGCAUUUGUCUUUCUGUACCCCUGUGAGAGUGAUCAGAAGAGGUGACACAUUUAUGUGCCCUCUCUGUUCACAGUGUUAAAGCUAACUGAAACACAUAAAAACUGAAUGUAAAUAUGUUGACAGUUUGAAUUAUUAACAGUUUAUUACCCAGUUCCAGUUUUACAGUGUUCUUGUGAUUCUAAACCGUAACUUUUUAUGAGCAGUGUAAUUAUCGUAAAGUGGACGAAAAGAGGUUGUAAAAUUUUAUGAGGGGAAAAAUAGGUCAUUGCUGAUUGGAAGGAAUAUUUCAUUGUACUAUCAGGUAAAUACAUUUUUUUAAUCAUAUAUCAGUUGUAGUAAGCAUGUUCUGUUUGAUUAUUCUCAAAAAGAUUAAGAAUUUAACAUUGUUGACAAGCACUAACCGGAAGUUUCCUUAGGUGGACGAAAUGAGGUUGUACCGGGAUACAUGAACGUGUAGUUAUGGCUCCGACCAAAACUGGGUACUUCGGUAGCUCUGGAUUUUAAAAAGAGGUCAUAGGCGGUAACCUAUUGGUGUUCGGACUUCGAUUAUCUCAUUAUUCUUACCGUAUUUAGAAGGUUUUUGAUCUAGAUCAAGCUCGUACCACCAAGACAUACAAUACAUGUAAAUGUUGGUAUAUAUCCUGGAUACACUUUGAACUUUGGAGUAGCUCUAGAUGCACGGGUAGGUCAUAUAUGUACAUCGAUGUUUGGUAGUGUAUGUCCAAGUACCUACAUGCUGGGUACAAUACAUGGACGUGUAGGUAGAUGUAUCAACUUUAUACGUUUAGUAGCAGUCAACGAAGAAGCAUAUUAACAUUGUCAAUUAACGGACGGACUGAAGUUUAAAUUUUGCUGAUAAACAGGUAAGGUACUAAAUCGAAAUUUCGAGUAACGUUCGAUGUCACUACUCGAAAAUUCGACUUACCUCGAAAAUAUAAGCUCGAAAUAUUGAGUUACUAAGUCGAAAUUUCGAGUUGAUAAAUAAAAUACACUUGACACUAAUGCUCUUCCAUAUGCAACACCCUCUGAUUGUCAUUCUUUAUUCAAGCGAGAGUAAUUUAAAUCAUCUUAAUAGAGGCUUGCACAUUAAAGAUUUGUGUGAAAAUAUUAUGAAAUAAGGAAUAGAAUAUAUAACAAGAUCCUUUGAAAGCAAUGAAUGCAAACAAGCAGAAUAAUAGCAGACUCGGUUUUGACUGAGCCUGUUCAUGAGAGAUAAUGAAAUAUGCAACACCUCUCACGCCCCCUAGCACCGACUUAAGCAGAAAUCUAUUACAUAUCAAUUGAAUGGACUCUAUGAUCCCAAAGAAACAGAAAAUAUAACAACACUGAAGUCGGUUAAGGAGAAGAUGAUGUUUGAAUUUUUUUGCUCUGGCAGCCAUACAUUUUUGACAAAUCGAAAUUUUGAAUCCAACGAGGUCUUUAGCCGAGUGUAAUCCGACCUGGCAGAAUCCACUAGAGCCAAAUGCAUCAUUGCAAAUUAAAGUACUGUUUUAAUGAUCAUUUUAUUGUAUAUAUAUAUACCUAUUUCAAGUGUAAUAUCAGCAUAAACAGUUAUUAAAUAUAUAGAAAGAAGACUGAGGAAGAACUAUUUAAUCAGAGACCACAAAUUUAAAAACGUACAAGGAACUCACUGGAAAUAAGGUAAUCGUAUACCUGGGAAUUAGGUAAUGUUUAGUCCAUUCUGAUUGGUCAAUAAUAAACAAGUAAUUGUUUAACCUUUUAGUAUGCUUAGAGUAUUUUAUUAUGCAUUUCGACAAUAUUUGCUACAUUUGAGGUGUAAUGAAAAAAUAGUUUCAUGAAACGGUUUUCUUCCACAAUGUAAAUAGGGGGUCAUAUCAUUCACGCAAAAAAAUCUUACUUCAUAAUUCUGAAACUUUUAUCUCAGUUCGUAAGGAGAACUUUUUUUAUUUUGAGCACUGUUGUAACUUUAAAAUACAAUGGUAAGUAUCGUAUAUUCCCAUCAUAUUUGAAUAUGUUUUCACUUUAUUAAAAAAAAAUUCAUUGUAUGUAUUUAAUGUCACACAACUUUUCUAAUAAACCUCAUAAGCAUGAAAAUAUGUUCGAAAUGUUAAGUAUUCUCGAUAAUAUUUGAGCUGGACAUACUGUGUAAAUACUAGGUGUUUUCUUAUUCGCAUUCCUCUGUAUUAACAGUACUACAAAAUUCGCUGAAACUAAGUCGGCAAUUAGCUGACAUUUUAGUUAAUACUCAUUCAUUGUAGCUUGAAAACUUGAAACACUAGACCACCGCUCUCUUCACACUCUGCAGUGCACAUCACGAUUUUACCUAUUUCUAUGAAAUAGAAUUAGCAUUUUACACAUUUUGUUUCAGAAAACACAUAUAUUUGUACAUAUUAUACAUUUAUUGAAUGGCUUGCCGCUCAAUAGUCAAAACUAUUGAGGUUCGAAGGGAGCUCGUUAGUAAGCGUUUUAUUACACGACAUCAGUUUUCACUUAAAUCCAGUAAAAUUUAGUGUUGAACUAUAGACAGGUCAAUAACACAAACUAUUGCCCGGCGAUUUAUAUUAGGAGUCAUGUAAUAAGUAAUUUUGUUAUGUAUUAGAAUCAUUUUGGGCCUAUGAAGAUGCAGCAAUAUGACAGAAUCAGAUCAGACAUACAGUUUGAAUAUGCAGAAUGUAAAAUCAAGAUGGCUAUAAAUAUAUAUGUUGAUUCUCAAUUUGCAUUAGAUCAGUAUGACCAGUAGUAUCUUCUAAUUGUCCGCGAGCUAGAUACGUUCAAAAUAUUGUGGUGUUAAUUACGCUAGUAUGCACGUUACGUCUUACCGCGUUUAUGAUGUCAACGUCACUUCCGACGUUAUGAUAUGUUGUUAUUGUUAUGUACACUAUCAAGAGAUUCAGAAUACAGAUACGAACUGACACAACGCAUUUUAUUGUUUCUUUGCUGGAUCUUAUUUACACUAAUGUACUGUCACCUUACCUGCGUAUAAAGGCAGCAUUUUAUCAACACGAACAAUUAACUGUAUCUGUAUACAAGUGCUUUAAUUGUCCGGAUAUACAAAUGUAUCACAGAAAAAAAAACGGAUGUACGAUAGCAGUUUCAAAACCGUUUCCAGGCGGUCGUAAUCAUUUUUAAUCUAUUAAUUGGCUUGUCUGGUUUUUGAAAACAAAAAUAUACGAGGUAUUGCCGUCAUUGGAUCGUCGACGUCGGCGUCGGCGUUGUUUAAAACUUUUGUUUAGGUCCACCUUCUCUCAAGCACUGUAAGAGCUACAGCUUUGUAACUUUGCACACUUGUUUAUCAUCAUUAGGGUACUAUGUAGGCCAAAAACUAUAACUGUGACAUGCAUUUUUUUCUGAAAUAUCUCCCUUUUUGUACUUAUAAAAUUUGAGUUCCUUGGUCAAUGUUUUUGUUUAGGUCACAUUUCCUCAAAAACUGUAAGAGUUACAGCUUUGAAACUUUGCACACUUGUUUAUCAUUAUUAGGGGACUAAGUAAUUUAAGAACCAUAACUCUAACAUACGUUUUGUCAGAAUUAUAGCCCUUUUUGUAUUAAAAUAAAAACUGUAAUUCGUUUAUUACAUAUUGUCCAGCACUUGCAGAUAAGCAAUGGCACCCGUAGGCGGUGCUCUUGUCUAUUAAUACAUGUAAUUUCAUCUAAUAUGCAUGAGAAAUGAAGACUGUAUUAUAACCGGAUGAUUUGUAAGCAGGAAAUAGUAUGUACAAAGGCCAUGACUUUUACGUAACGUUUGCGUUAUCUGUACGAAUGGCAGACAGACUUGUUAACGUAAAAGCUUCUUCAUUUACGCAACAUCGUAACUUUCUCUUUUAUUGAACCUUUAAGCACGCAGUUAACUAUAACUUAAAAUAUGUAAGCAACGUUAAUUUAAAAAGUAACUAUUAAUGAGGGCCGCUGUGCGAAAACUAACGUUAGGGCUUUGCAGUAAGCAUGGAUCUAGAUCAGCCAGAAUAUCCGUACAGUUUGAUCUGAAACACACUGCUCGCUUAUCAGUUGCAUGAAAGUAUUGAAACUGAUAAACAAGUAGAAUGAUAGAACGAAUGUGGGGUUAAAUGAGCGGUAUGGAUGUGCAAUGAUCUGGGUCGUUGCUAGUCGCAAAGCCCUAAAGUUGGUUUACAUACAGCGGCGCUCAUUUGCUCUUUUAUCAAAAAUGGUAUACUGCGUAAGAGUUACACUUUUAAUUGGUGUCGGUGUCACGGCUUUGUGUAUGGGUUUUACCUGUUUUAUGCAGGUAACUGCAAACUUCUCAACAUCAUUUAGACGCGGAGGACAAAUUAUUUCAGACCCAAGGGACAAAAUAAUUAAUUAUUUAAUCAUUAGCACAUGAAUUUUUAAAUCAAUUUAUGGCCAUAUAUGCAGGCGGAGCAAGAGUUGGAGCGAAACUUCAACAGGAGUAUCUUGUUGGCGACGUAUCUUUUUUAAAACGAGAUUUAAAAAAUAACAUUCAUUAAACAGAAAUCACGUGCAAUACAUAUUUUACAAUGAUAAGCGACAUCGUGACAUC